Molecule: messenger RNA, 801 nt
Organism: Sodiomyces alkalinus F11
Lineage: Eukaryota; Fungi; Ascomycota; Sordariomycetes; Glomerellales; Plectosphaerellaceae
Exons: 4
Coding region: 320-796 (158 amino acids)
Source: RefSeq, a predicted model, not a curated record
ACGUCCUUAGCGAAUUCGUGGAUUCAAGCCCCUUCCGGGGUCAUGUCUUAAACUCACAAUCAACUCUUGGCUUCCUGGGGGGUUUUUUUUUGCUCCUGUCGCUGGUUCGAUUUUGAUUGCGAAGUCCUCCAGACGAAGAUAUUGUGAGAUUUCCUCUCAGCCCACCCGCCACUUUCCCUGCGUCCGGCACCCGCGAUUCUCGAUCCCAGCUAUAAUAAUCGCCAGCUAGCAUCGAUUACUGGUCUUCCGUGCGCCGCGGCCCGUGACGGAGAAGAAACCCUGAAGAAGGGAAGAAAAAAAAAGAAAGAAAGACAAGACAAUGCUAUCACGAUUCCGAUGGACGAGCAUCAUAGCAGUCGCGCUCGCCGUCAUGUCGACGGCAGUUUUGUCCAUGGACAUCCACGAAGGUCUGCAUGAGGAAAUGCACUUUGGCUGGCAAAUGGGCCUGCGGGCACGGCAAUCUGCACAGAACCUACAGUUCUUCGGCGAGUCCAUAGGCGGCGCCUCGGCCCCUGCGAUUACGCAGUCGGACAAUCCUGACAGACCAUUCUUCGUUGAGGGUGAUACUUUCCCCGACUUCAAAACAGCUGCGGACCGAGCCUGCGACCUCCAGAAGAAUAACUGCGCCGAGGCAGCGAACAAUGGAGGAGGUGCCCACGAGGUCCGUGAUUGUGACCAGCAGAAUGACCGGUGCAAGGCGAGCAUCCCCCAGGCGACGCGAACGAGUUUCGAAGACGACCCUCAGCCGGCUCUCGUGAGCUCGGAUGCCAACUUUGAUUAUUUCUGUGAUACUUAAGGGCA